CUCUGGUAGGUUGGAACAGCCACCCACGGCGGACCAUGUUGCUCGAGCCCUCGACCUUUAAAAAAGCGUGUUAAACCUACCGCACAGGUGCCCUGUGUUCCCUGUGAAGACUGAAGAGACUUUGGCGCUCGGUAUACCGUUACGUAGUACAUGGGCAUUUUGUUUCAGUGGUUCCCCGGCCCCUGUCGAUUGUUCUCUCCAUAUUGGGCAUCAUUCAGUCUUCCCCUAAAGUCGGCGGUACCUUGCUUGACGAGUUGGAGGUUCCCUAUUGUGGAUGCCUAGCCUGCACAAACAACGCAAGAUCGGCUUUUGGCACUUUUCAACCAGAGCAGGCCCUAGACGAAAGAAAAAGGGUAUUCGGGCUCGCGAAGUCCGUACCCAGCUGCAUAGAUGUCGAGAACACCACUACCGCAAUGGAUGUAUCCCGCGUCCACUGGCCAACAUCCAGAUGCAAAGUCCCACGCUGCUGGCGAUGACCAGCACAUGUUCACGGCCCAUCCAAAUCAAUUUAAUGUGCCGGAAGAACCGCCGCGGUUCCUGUAUCCCGAAACACAGGUCUACGAGCCGUCUUAUAUCCCCGCUGCAUCGAAUUCCAGGGUUCCCUAUCAUGGCAGGCCUUGGGAUAGCGUCGCAGACCCCAAAUAUAACUUUUCGCCAGGUCCUCCUGUCAACACGGGCGCCCCUGCUCAGUACGGAGUGCAAAGAUCCAAUGUUAUGAGAAGCGUGGAGUAUGGCUCGGCCUCAGCCCUUGUCUCUAGUCCGUACCAGGAUUCUUCCAGUUACAGUCGCGGUUCCAUUGGUUCUAUCUCGGGCACACGGGCAAACGAUGUGGAAUCUCAAUACAGUAGUAGUUCAGCGACGUUCCCAAGCCCUGUUCACUCGGAUGAGAGCUCCGCCAUUUAUCCUGCUAUUGCACCCCCCAUGAAACCUCUGGCGCAGCCAAACCAGCGACAUACGACAUCUAGUAUGCCUUCCGGCUUCGAAAGGCUACUCCAUCAUUCCCCGACUCCAUCGCCUCCACCGCGACGAACAUCUACCGCCUCACGAUAUCAUCUCCUCGUCCGACAGCAGCCCAUAGCAGCUCGGGCUUGCGGGGCCGGAGACCGAGACCGUCGACCUGUAGACCCACCUCCAAUCAUUCAAUUGCUCCUGACGGACUUUGACCCCAAAGAAUCAGACGACAUUGACAUCCUCCAAGAUCCGCGCUUCACUGUGGGCUGCUUCCUAGUCCCCGAGACGCGGGGAUCCUUCUCAGAUCUCGAUGGCGACAGCGCCCUACGAGAGGACCGCCUCGGAACUGCUCCUGGCCAAUCUACUCCAUUGCUGGCAGGCAAAUCAUUCGUUUCGCCCUUCUUUGUUGAUGAAGAUCCAGAUCCAACCACCGCUCCAACCCACCCAUCAACGUUUGACUACAUGUCCGAGAGAAGAAUGCAGCUCGCCCCUUCCACCAACGGAGCCCGACAACCCGCAGCCUUCUUCAUAUUCUCCGACCUCUCCGUACGUACAGCUGGACGGUACCGCUUGCAAUUCCGACUCAUGAACUGGGGCCUCGUCGAAGACACGGGACAAUCGAUGCCCGUCCUCGCCGAAGCAUGGUCCGAUCCUUUCCGCGUAUUCCCCGCGAAAGACUUUCCUGGGAUGAGAGACUCAUCGCGUCUCACGGAAGGUCUGAAGGAGCUCGGUUUUGUCGAGCUGAAGACGAGAGGAAAGAACAAGGGCAAAGGCAAACGAAAAUGACUGAAACAAAUGGUUCAUCUUUUGGCUUUCGUGGACUGGGCUCUUUAUUAUACCUCGGUAUUCUCUUGUUUUAUCUUUCUCUUUUCAUGGAACAAAGCUAUGGUGGAAUAUGGAGGAUACAGUUAUGGUUACUUAUAUUAUUUCGAACAGAACACAGUUCGGGAAGAGGUACAUGAUAUUGAUGAUGGGAACGGCAGUAUUCAGGUUAUCGGAUGUUACUUCUUUGGCUUUUUCCUUCUUUUCUUGGUAUCAAUCCUGGGUUCACUUAUCAGUAGUAGUGACACCCGUUUUUUGGAGAUCUCGUGGGCUAUACAGAGACUUUUUGUAUAUAGUUCCUCAUUUAGUAUCAAUAUGGUUGGAUGCAAGUA
Aspergillus sclerotioniger CBS 115572 is the source of this 2105-nucleotide messenger RNA. Its product is annotated as velvet factor family protein. The transcript has 2 exons. Lineage: Eukaryota; Fungi; Ascomycota; Eurotiomycetes; Eurotiales; Aspergillaceae. Bases 391 to 1737 code for a protein of 448 amino acids. The record is from RefSeq and is a predicted model, not a curated record.